UCAUGUGACGUUUCUGCUGUUUGGUCAUCUGUCGCAGUUUAUGGCUCAAUAUUAUUUAAAUACCGGUAUCUAGUUCUGGAUAUUAUUAUAUCUGCAUAAACUAAGAGAAGGAGUUCUAAUGUUUCGUUCUAAAAAGAAAUUAGCUCCCAAAGCUGGAGAUGGGGGCGCAGAACCGAGGAGAAAUCGAGCGCCGAUGGGAAUGUUUGCAGUUUACGGCGAUGAAGAUAUGGACUUAGAUGACGGAUUAGGGGGCGGAGGAAAUGAUAAAGCCUUAGAAGCCGAAUUGAAUCAACUCUUAGGUGGAGGAGGGGGCGGGGGAGGAAAAAAAAAACCUGCACCAAAGUCUUCUAAGCAAUUGAUGGAUUGGGGUGAUCUCGAUGCUCAGAUCUCAGCUUCAAUGAAAGAUAUGGACGAUGAUGUUGAUAUUGGAGAUGAAGAAGAAGGUGAAUUCAUGGCUGAGCUAGAGGGUCUCGUCAGCGAUGAAGAGCCUGACGAAUCACUUCAAGCUCCCACACCAAAUAAGCGUCGAUCUCCCAGUCCUCUACCGUCACCUGGUGGAGGAGGAAGUCAGCUACAAAUCUUGCAAGAGCGGAAGAAAAAUUAUGAGACUGCGAUUCAAAAUGCAGAGGCUAAAGGUGAAAGUUCAAAGGUCCGACGUUACCAACGUGGCAACAAAACUUUGGACGAUUUGCUGAAAAAAGCAAAAGCAGGAAAAACAAUAAAUGAAGAUGAUAUUCCUCCUCCAGUAGCCAGUGGAAAACCAGAUGCCUCUUCUGCUCCGCCAACAAAAGAAUCUCCUGCACCAUCUUCUCCUCCAUCAAUCAAUGUAUCUGAGCCAAUGGAAACAGGUUCUCCAAUGAAAGCCACGCCCCCUCUACCAAGACCCGCCUCCUCUCCUAAACCAGUUCAAGCAGCACAGCAGAAGACUGAUAAAGAGCAGAAGAAUGUUGACCCGAACACUGUCUCCAUGCUUGUCCAUCGACAACAACAAUUCAAGCAAGCUGCAUUGACUGCAAAACAAUCCGGAAAUAAAGCUGAUGCAUUGAAAUAUUUUAAAAUUGUGAAGCAAUUUGACAGCGUCAUAUCAGCAGCAAAUGCUGGAGAACCAGUUGAUCUCAGUCAGAUGCCAAAGCUGCCUGAAGAUGGUGCAUCAGGUCGAACCCCUCCGGUGCCUCCCAGAGCUGCUGAAAAUAAGCCUAAGCCUGCUGCUGUUGCUGCCCAGCCUGCUGUUCCUACUCAACAACCUACUGAAACUGCUCAGCCUCCUACUAAACAAGCUGUUCCAAUACCAAAGACAAUACUUGAAGGGCUGAUCCAACGUCAACAGAAAUAUAAAAGCACAGCAGAUCAAGCGAAAGCAGAGGGGAAUGGCAGCAAAUCUCGGAGAAUGAUGAGAAUAGUGAAACAAUAUGAUGACGCGAUUCGGUCACAUAAAGCUGGCAAACCUGUCGCUGUGAAUGAGUUGCCUGUACCGAUGGGAUAUCCUCCUUUACCAGGUGAGAAGCAAUCCGAUCCAGCAGAUGUCCUAGCACAAGCCGGUAAUUUAUUAAAGAUAGAAGACGAUGAUGGAGCCCCACAACCACAAGUUGCUAAUGCUGCACUGGCUGCAACUGCUGCCCCAUCUCAACCUGCCAGACAGCUUCCAGCACCGAACACUCUUCAAAAACCAAAGUCACCAGGAAGGUCACCUUCACCUAAGCGAAGUUCAGCCUAUCAGUCACAGAUAGAGUUUCUCGAGAACCGGCAAGCAGAGUUCAAGAAGGCCGCACUGGCAGCCAAGAACAAGGGAGAUAAAGUUACAGCGAUGGAUAUGCUGAAAAAAAUGAAGGGAUUCGAACCAAUGAUACAGCAAGCUAAAAAUGGGUUAAAGGUUGACAUAACAAAAGUUCCCCAACCUCCGAUAGUACGAACUCCAGGAGCCCAGAAGUCAGACGACACUGAGUUUGAGAUUCUGGGAGGAAGUGGAUCACAUGAGGAUGAUGAUCAGAUAUAUAAAACAUUACUGGAUACUUUGAAAGAACAAAUAAAGAAAGCUCGAGGUUACAGCGAGCAAUUCACACACAGUGGGGAUGUAAAUGGUGCGAAUAUGUUCGAUAAAUUAUCGAGAGAUUCUCAACAAGAUUUAGAUUUUGUGAAGAAUCUACAAAGACAUAGUGAUCCUCCUCCUAGAUAUUAUUUUGAUAAUAAAACAUUUGAAAGUGUUCACAUUAUACCAGAAUUAAACAGUUCAGAGAUGGAAUUGGUGAUCGUUCAACUUAUCGACGUGGACGGACAUUCUAAGGAACCUCUUGUAGAAUGGGAAAUGCCUUUCCCACAUGACAAUCCUAUCAAAGGCAAAACGGAGCAACAAUCGAAUUUAAAAUACGAUGCACAAUUCAGAGUUCCGAUUAACAGGAAGAAUAAAAGCUUUCAACGUGCGAUCAAAAACAAAGCUGUCAAAUUUGAAGUUAUCCAAAAAGGGGGCUUUCUUCGGUCGGACAAAUCUCUCGGGAGUGCGUCCGUUAAACUUGGACCGUUGGAAACAUCAUGCGAGAUCAGAGCUGUUGAACCUCUCAAAGAAGGUAGAGCGGUAAUUGGACGAAUCGAAGUCAAGAUACGGAUGCGUACACCACUAGUGGGCUCAGAAACGAAGACAAUUACUGAACGAUGGCUCGUUGUGAGUCAUGAACACGUUCAACGUAGAGCAGCAGCUCCGAGACCGUCUGGUUCGAAACCGAAAAGUGCUGCGUCGAGAACAUCGCCAAAGAAAGAAUCUAAGAUUGGCAGCCUUGAAGUCUUAGCAUUAGAAAAACGGAUGGUGGAAGCAAAAAUCAAAGACCUACAAGGGAAAGGCGAACGACCUCCGACCUCUGUGCUUCAAAAUCAACAAACAGUUUUAACGAAAUUGAACGGGACGCAAAAGUUUUUACGAGAAGGUGGAAUGAAUGCUAAGCGCGCUUAUGUUCAGUUUUUGAAAUCUGAAACUGAAAAUUUGAAGAAAGAAGCUCAAACAUAUGUGAGGCAAGGGAAACAUGAUCAAGCUAAGUUCAGCUUAACCAAAAGGAAAAUGAUUGAAAACGAACUUCAGAAGAUGGCUCCAUCAAACACCUACAUAUGAGGCUGCUAUUAAGCGCUCACUUAUAGAAACAGGAAAUUGGUUUUUGUUUCAACUAUUUCACCGGUCACUUUUAAUUAUGGCUAACCGCCAUAGAAGAGGCUCCAGUUAACGUUUUAACUUGAGUCACUAUUUAUUAAUAAUGGCUCCGUCAAAACUUACAUAUAAGGCUGUUAUAAAGCGCUUCACUUAUAAGAACGUUUGGACCUCCAGAAGUAUGCGCACCAAGAUGGCACACAACCUGAACAUAGUAUGUGUGUACUGGUUAGGAUUCAGGUUGUGUGACAUCUUGAUGUGCAUACUUCUGGAGCACCGAAUUUUUUAUGUAUAAACACCUUGUUGGGAGAGAGAGGAGUGGAUGUGUUGUGGUAUCAUUUACAACAGGAAAUCACUUUUCAAUUCAAUUCAUCCAGCGGUUCUCAAUCAACUUUUCUUUUGUGGCCCAAAUUUCGUUGCAAAAAAAUUCAGUGGCCAACUAACAUUUUUAUGGGGGGGGGGAACUUCAAGACAAACAUAGAAUUCUUGAACCUCCUGAAAUAUGCGCAACAAGAUGGCGCACAACCUGAACUCAGAUUGGGUACCAGGUUAAUGUUCAGGUUGUGCGACAUCUUGGUGCGCAUACUUCAGGAAUACCCAAUUCUUUGUGCGAAAAUAGACACUUUUACGUUAAUAAUAAUCAGGGAAAAAUUAUCACUCUGUAACAAUUUAAAGCAUCAUCCAUUGCUACUAGCAUCAAAUUUAACUAACUUUAUCGACAACUCUAGCAAUUUUUAAUAGGUCAAUGGCUCACCUGAACAUGUUCCUGUGGCCCAGUAAUGGGCCAUGGCCCUCUGGUUAAGAACCAGUGUGUUAGGCAAUCAAUCACUUUCAAUUAUGAAUACCACUAUCGAGUAACUCAAGUUAACCAAGAUGGCGCACAACCUGAACAUAGGAUGUGUACCAGGUUACGGUUAUUAGGUUGUGCACCAUCAUGGUGUACAUACUUCUGGAGUGCCAGAUCGUUUUGUUUUUAGGAAUGGUCAUGUUGUGUUACCAUAACUAACUAACUCGAGUCACAAUUUAUUAAUGACUCAAAGUGUAUCUAUUCAUCUAAUGCACAGAUGUGCAACAUUUUUUGUAGGUGGGCCAUAAAACCAACUUCAGAAAUCUCUACCUGGACUAUAUAAGGCUGCUAUAAAGCACCUCACUUCAGAAAUAUUUCAUGUAUGGACACAUUGUCCACAGAGAUGGGAAUAUUGGAAAAUGGAUACUUCCUUGAGUUGCUGUCAUUGUGUGAUGGUCUUGGUGUUGUUAUAGCAGAAAGUCACUUUUCUCUUGACUGCUUUGGAAAUUUAUUGCUAGUUAAGCAUAUAAAUGUCUAUUUAAAGGCAAUUGUUCAUUCGAUAUCAAAUUUUUCAUGCUCCAAUAUAGAAGAACUCUCCAUAAGGAUAUUUAUUACUUUUAAUUUUUCAAAUUUCAUUCGUAACCCAAUAUUUUGUCUUAAUGUUGUUAAAACAGUAAUUAGCUUUUCUCUCAACUGCUUGGAAAUUUAUUGCUAGUUAAGGAAAAAAAUGUCUAGUAAAAGGCUGUAACCCAUAUAUCCAUUCUUUGUUAUCCAUAUACUCACAUUUCUCUCUCUGAACCCCUACAGCACAUUUUGCUUGUCAUAUAUAAAAAAUUGGGUACUUCCGUAGUGUGUGCACCAGGUUAGAGUUAGGCCAUAAUUUUAUUUAGAUUUCUCUUAUUGUAGUUCUAUUACGAGUUCGUGAACUGCCUGCGUU
This is a messenger RNA of Styela clava, 4854 nucleotides long. The record is from RefSeq and is a predicted model, not a curated record. NCBI's taxonomy places the organism in Eukaryota, Metazoa, Chordata, Ascidiacea, Stolidobranchia, Styelidae.